CUUUCCCACAGCAGAAAUUGCGAUCGUCAUGUUGAGGGGAAAAAUUAUUUUUUAUAAUACUAUACAAUUCAGACAUAAAAGGGUGCUGCAGCCCACGUAUACCAUCAACCAUUCUCAGCACUAUCCUAUAACAAUCUUGUUACCGAAACCAGUAAAGUUUCUCUACAGUCUACAUAUCUACUCUCUUAUCAUUUACCUCAGCCUAUAUAUUCCUUGAUCAACUUUACUCCUCAUGCAUUUGUUCCUUUUUCAGAUUUGCCUUGGAAUUGGAGCCGCCAUGGCCGCAGAUAGUGAUUUCAUUAUGCCGGAUGAAGGGCUACCCCAUGCGAGGACGAUCAUGGCCUGGCCUGGUAGCAACAAUCCAAACUACCAAGAAGAUGGCAGCCUCGCAGAGAUGAAGAACGAGCUGACAGCCAUCGCCCAGGCGAUCGCUGAUUUCGAGCCAGUGACUUUACUGGUGGGCUCCGAUCAGGUCUCCGACGCACAGCGGAGAUUUCAAAACUACAGCCAUUAUGGCGUGGAAAUCAAGGCCAUGAACAUGGAUGACUUGGAGCCGUGGAUGCGUGACGUUGCACCAACAUUUGUUUUCAGCAAGGAGUCGCCUUCCAGCCUCCAUGGGAUUGAUUUCAAUUUUAAUGGGUGGGGAGGGAGAUAUCCUUCAAUUAAUAAUUCACAACUGGCCCGCCGGUUUCUCAAUGAUCAUCAGAUCCCCCGUGUGACUACAUCGGUUGUUGUCGAAGGGGGGGCUCUAGAAACUGAUGGAGAAGGAACUGUUAUUGCAACGGAGAGUUCAAUCCUCAAUCCCAACCGCAACCCAGACAUGAGUCGAGAGGCCAUUGAGAAGGAAAUCUACCGUCUUUGGGGAGUGUCAAAGAUUAUCUGGGUCCCUGGUGUGAGAGAUGAAGAUAUUACCGAUGCUCACAUCGAUUCCUUGGCCCGCUUCGUCGCUCCCGGAAAAGUUGUCUUGAGUCGCCCUACUCCGGAUAAUAAGGAGUGGACCACAGUUUAUAAUGAGAUUAAGCACAUCUUAUCUGAGGCCACUGACGCCAAGGACCGGGCUUUCAAGAUUGUUGACCUGCCCGAGGCCGAUAUCAAUGAUGUAAACACAACUGAAACGGAUAUGGUACUGGGCUAUGUCAACUAUCUGCUUGUGAAUGGUGCCGUCAUCGCCCCAAGAUUUGGAAGUGGUAAAUCAGACACAAAGGCCAAGGACAUACUUCAAACCCUCUUCCCCGAGCGAGAGGUUGUCCAGGUCUACCUCAAUGAGAUUGCAGUCAAUGGUGGCGGCAUCCAUUGCAUGACGCAGCAGAUCCCUUCAUCGAACCUCUAAUGGUGGUCUUCAACGCAUCCAACAGCCGUUUAAAAUUACUAGAGUCUAUGGUCCCGCAGAGAGAUGUUUUGUAAGAGCCGUUGAGGUAUAUAUUGUCAAACUAUAUAAACCGCUAUUGCUGUUCAACACAGUGAGCGCUCGCUCUGCCAACUGUUUGGAGUUAUGCUACACCUUUAUAUCGCCAUAUUUUGUUAUUCUAAUCGACCCCUAUUUCCUAUGUAUUUAGUCUUGAAUAGUUACUUGUUUAACUUUUUAUCUAGAAAAGCGAGAAACUCG
Messenger RNA from Aspergillus caelatus, 1606 nucleotides. Its product is annotated as agmatine deiminase family protein. Gene Ontology annotation, molecular function: agmatine deiminase activity; protein-arginine deiminase activity. NCBI's taxonomy places the organism in Eukaryota, Fungi, Ascomycota, Eurotiomycetes, Eurotiales, Aspergillaceae. Gene Ontology annotation, biological process: putrescine biosynthetic process. Bases 233 to 1330 code for a protein of 365 amino acids. The transcript has a single exon. The record is from RefSeq and is a predicted model, not a curated record.